Chenopodium quinoa (quinoa) is the source of this 4290-nucleotide messenger RNA. Its product is annotated as nodal modulator 1-like. Bases 188 to 3877 code for a protein of 1229 amino acids. Lineage: Eukaryota; Viridiplantae; Streptophyta; Magnoliopsida; Caryophyllales; Amaranthaceae. Gene Ontology annotation, molecular function: carbohydrate binding. The record is from RefSeq and is a predicted model, not a curated record. The transcript is spliced from 27 exons. Gene Ontology annotation, cellular component: endoplasmic reticulum membrane.
GUAAAGUCCAAAGACUUUCUCGUUGGAGUAUUUAGAUAAAGAAAAAUAAGAUGAACAAAAUAGACCUAGCACAAGUUGAAAAAUAAAUAAAUAAAGAGAAAAAAGAAGAAAAACUCUAUUGAGGAAGAGGCUUGCGCUUUGCAUUGCAUUGCAUAAGCUGACCGAUCUGCUGCUCAUCAAGAUUGCGAUGAGAGUUAGAAGGAACGGGAUCGAAGCUCAUCUCAUAAACCCUAGCAGAUCUUCCGCAAUGAAACCCUUCUUCUCUCUCCUCUCAAUUUCAACUACAUUCUCGAUCACAUUAUUAUUACUUGCUCAUACCACUUCAGUGUUUGCUGAUUCAAUCCAUGGAUGUGGCGGAUUUAUAGAGGCGAGUUCGAGUUUGGUAAAGUCGAGGAAAUCGAGUAAUGCGAAAUUGGAUUACUCACAUAUCACGGUUGAGCUACAAACUUUGGAUGGGUUGGUGAAGGACAGUACUCAGUGUGCACCUAAUGGCUACUAUUUUAUCCCUGUUUAUGAUAAGGGAUCCUUCAUAAUUAAGGUCCGGGGGCCAAAAGGAUGGGCAUGGGAGCCAGAAAAGGUUCCUGUAACAAUUGACCAUAGGGGAUGCAAUGCAAAUGAAGAUAUCAACUUUCGGUUCACAGGGUUUUCUCUAUCUGGAAGAGUUCUAGGGGCUGUUGGUGGUCAGAGUUGCCGGUUAAAAAAAGGAGGUCCAUCAAAUGUUGUUGUGGAGCUUCUAUCAUCAACAGAUGAUCUCAUUUCCUCUGUAUCAACAUCAACAACAGGAGAUUACUCUUUCAAGAAUGUAAUUCCAGGGAGGUACAGAUUACGAGCUUCCCAUCCUGAUUUGAAUGUGGAAGUUAGAGGUUCUACUGAGGUUGAGGUGGGGUUUGAAAACAGUGUUAUUGGUGAUAUUUUCUCGGUUGCCGGUUAUAAAAUCCGUGGACAUGUUGUAGCUCAGGGAAAUCCAAUCUUGGGAGUCCACACUUAUUUAUAUUCAGAUGAUGUUCUGGAAGUUGAAUGUCCCCAGGGUGCUGGUCAUGGUCCUGGGGAUAGGAAAGCCCUCUGUCAUGCUGUAUCUGAUGCAGAUGGAAAGUUCACAUUUAAGUCUAUACCAUGUGGGGAUUAUGAGCUUGUUCCUUAUUACAAGGGGGAAAACACAGUUUUUGACAUAUCACCACCCACUGUGGCUAUAUCUGUUGAGCAUUCCCAUGUUACUUUACAGCAGAAGUUCCAGGUGACUGGAUUUUCAAUAGGCGGUAGAGUAGUGGAUGGAAAUGGUGCUGGAGUGGAUGGUGCUAAAGUUUUUGUAGAUGGUCAAGAAAGAUCUUUCACUGAUGAAAAUGGAUAUUUUACUCUUGAUCAGGUUACUUCUAAUCAUUAUGCAAUUGAAGCCCACAAGAAGCAUUACAAGUUUGAAAUCUUAAGGGAUUUCUUGGUUCUACCCAAUAUGGCUUCUAUCCCUGAUAUCAGAGCAGUUUCUUAUGAUGUUUGUGGUUACGUGCGGAUGGCUGAUGCUGGAUACAAGGCUAAGGUAGCUUUAACCCAUGGACCAGAGAAUGUUAAACCUCAAGUGAGACAGGCAGAUCAAAAUGGAAAUUUCUGUUUUCAGGUUCCACCAGGUGACUAUCGUCUGUCUGCCAUGGCAUCUACACCGGAGAAUGCUCCGGAACUUGUGUUUUUGCCUCCUUAUACUGAUGUCAGUGUUAGAAGUCCACUUUUGAAUAUUGAAUUCUCUCAGGCACAAGUGAAAAUUCACGGAGAGGUCGUGUGUAAGGAGAGAUGUGGCUCAUCUAUUUCCAUCACACUUGUGAGACUGGGUAAAAGUAACAAAGGGAGGACGGUCAGAUUGACUGAUGAGCAUAACAAAUUUACUUUUUUGGAUGUCUUCCCUGGAAAGUACAGGGUUGAGGUCAAGUAUGCUCCUGCUGAUACUGCCAUAGAAGAAGAUAGAUGGUGUUGGGAGCAGAGUUCUAUUGAUGUUGAUGUUGGCACAGAGGAUGUUGAAGGGAUUUUGUUUUCUCAUAAAGGUUACUGGGUUGAUGUUACUUCUUCACACGAUGUAGAUGCUAGGAUGAUUCAGCCAGAUGGAGAGUCUCUGCCUUUGAAAAUUAAGAAAGGCUUGCAGCGCUUGUGUGUGGAGUCUCCAGGGUUAAAUAAAUUAGAGUUUGUCAACUCUUGCAUUUUCUUUGGGAGCUCUUCCAUCAACAUUGAUACAGCAAAUCUGAUGCCUGUUCACUUGAAAGGGGAGAAGUAUCUUGUGAAAGGACAAAUCAAUGUUGAUCGUACCUCAGUGACAUCUGUUGAACUUCCAGAGAGCAUUGUUAUUGAUGUCUUUGAAAAUGGCAAUGUUCUUGCUGAUGGGACAAUUGCCAAGCUUUUACCUGAUCAAAGUGAUGAAACAGAGGUUGCUCUAUAUAAAUAUUCUAUGUGGGUAAAUCCUGGGCAGAAAAUUACAAUUAUUCCAAGUGAAUCAAGAACCUUGACUUCAGCCACAUCUUCGAGUAUAAAUCGUUUAAAGAAAAUUUUGUUCUACCCUAGACAACAUCAGAUCGCAGUUACACAUGAUGGUUGCCAAGGCUCAGUUCCUUCAUUCACUGGUCGAUUGGGUCUCUAUAUUGAAGGAUCUGUUUCGCCCUCUAUAUCUGGUGUAAGUAUCAGGAUAAUAGCUGCUGGAGAUAGCCAUAAUGCUCCACUUAAGAAGGGUGAAUUAGCUCUUGAAAUUUCAACUGGAUCUGAUGGUGUCUUUGUAGGGGGUCCUUUAUAUGAUGAUAUAAGUUACACCUUGGAAGCUUCAAAGCCUGGCUAUCAUCUGAAAGCUGUUGGACCUCAUUCCUUUUCCUGUCAGAAGCUUGGUCAAAUAUCUGUGCAUAUAUACUCUAAAGAAGUCACCGAAGAGCCAUUUCCUUCAGCUUUAUUAUCACUAAGUGGUGAUGAUGGCUACAGGAACAACUCCAUUACAGGAGUUGGUGGCCAUUUUGCUUUUGAGAACUUGUUCCCUGGAAGUUUCUAUCUCCGCCCUUUGCUAAAGGAGUAUGCUUUCUCUCCACGUGCACAGCCAAUUGAACUUGGAUCAGGAGAGUCUAAAGAAGUUGUUUUUGAAGCCACUCGUGUUGCUUACAGUGCUAUGGGCAUGAUUACUUUGUUGUCCGGCCAACCUAGAGAAGGUAUCUCAAUUGAGGCACGAGCAGAAUCAAAAGGCUAUUAUGAGGAAACAACUACUGAUUCAUUCGGAUUCUAUCGAUUACGAGGACUUCUGCCAGACACAACCUAUAUAAUCAAGGUAGCUAAAAAGAAUGAUUUACCCGGGGCUGGAAUUGAGCGCGCAUCUCCAGAAUCUAUCACUGUGAAGGUUGGCUUUGAGGAUAUCAAGGGGUUGGACUUUGUAGUUUUUGAAGAGCCUGAGAGAAGCAUUUUGAGUUGCCAUGUUGAGGGUGAAAGAAAUGCUGAAUUAGAUUCUCAUCUUUGGGUGGAGGUCAAGUCAGCUGGUGAGCCAUCAAAAGUGAAGUCUUCCUUUCCCCUGCCACUAUCACGCUUCUUCCAGGUUAAAGACUUGCCCAAGGGUAAGCACCUGCUGCAGCUUCGAUCUGCUCUCCCUUUAACCACCCACAAGUUUAUAUCAGACGUUAUUGAGGUCGACAUAGAGAAGCAUAGACAUAUACAUGUUGGCCCUCUCCGAUACAGAAUAAAUGAGGAUAUUCAAAUACAGGAAUUAACGGCAGCCCCAGUUUUCCCUCUUGUUGUUGGAGUUUCGGUGAUACUUCUUUUCAUGAGUAUACCAAGAAUAAAGGAUUUAGUCUCAGGAAUAUCCAUGCCGGGAUCCACUUCAACUGCAAAGAAAGAAGCAAGGAAGCCAGUUGUGCGAAAGAAGACAUUUUGAUAACUCUUUCUCCUUGUUCUUGAAAAGCAACUGCAAUAUACGUAUAAAGAAUUAUGACAAUCUGGUUUGAUGAAGAUUUGCCUUGGGUGAGAAGACCGAUGAGCAGACAUCUUCAAAAGAAUGAACUCAGGUACUCAGUUGCGGCUAAGUAGCCGAAGACAAAGGGAAAAUGUAAAAGCUUGGAACCUGCCAAAAACAUGAAUUUUGCUUCAAUAGAUUUAUAGAAUUAGUUCUGUUAGAUUCUGUAGACAUUUUUUGUAACAUAACUUAUUUCCCAUGCCAUUUUGCCAACAAGGGACUGUAGAGGUUAGAUGAUUCUGUACCUAGCCGCCUCGGUUGUAGCCAUAGUGUAAUUGAUGGUUGAGCCAACCCAAAAAAAAAUAAUACGUAGAAAAAAUUCAUUGCUUGUUUUA